Molecule: messenger RNA, 522 nt
Organism: Wickerhamiella sorbophila
Lineage: Eukaryota; Fungi; Ascomycota; Dipodascomycetes; Dipodascales; Trichomonascaceae
Product: Prenylated Rab acceptor 1
Exons: 1
Coding region: 1-522 (173 amino acids)
Cellular component (GO): Golgi apparatus
Source: RefSeq, a predicted model, not a curated record
AUGAGUUUUUUGUCGCGUGUUUCUUUUGCCUUACCGUCGAAUCUUUCGCUGGACAAUCUGCGCGCCGAGAGCUCAUCGAUCCGCAACCGCCUGUCUAACGUGAAGGGAGUGCGUGAGUUCUUCGCAUUCAACCGUCUUUCGCGGCCGGAGGGCUGGGGAGAUGCUCAAGCGCGUAUCGCCUUCAACCUGAGCUAUUUCUCUAGCAACUACUUGAUGAUUUUGGUCAUGCUGUCGCUUUAUUCGCUUCUUACCAACCCUCUUUUGCUCUUUGUUCUUUUCUUGGGCUUUGGUGGCUUCAUGACCAUCAGCGCCCUGGGCGGGCAGGACCUCGUCACGCCGUUUGGUACCAUUACCAGCCAGUCGCUGUACAUUGGUCUGGGUGUGAUUGUUGUUCCAUUAUUUAUUAUUGCUUCACCUCUUGCUACUCUGUUUUGGCUGAUCGGUGCUGCCGGCGUCACUAUUUUGGGCCACGCCGCGCUGCUCGAAAAGCCUCUUGAAAGUGAGUUUGCCGACCAGGUUUAG